Postia placenta MAD-698-R-SB12 is the source of this 864-nucleotide messenger RNA. RefSeq lists its product as hypothetical. The transcript is spliced from 6 exons. Lineage: Eukaryota; Fungi; Basidiomycota; Agaricomycetes; Polyporales; Adustoporiaceae. The coding region runs from base 1 to 864 and encodes 287 amino acids. Gene Ontology annotation, molecular function: GTPase activity; nickel cation binding. The record is from RefSeq and is a predicted model, not a curated record.
AUGAAGAACGAGACUGUCCAGUUCAUCAACAGCCUCUCCUCCUCUGUGGCCAGCCAUGGUCACUCGCACGAUCACGGGGAUGCAUCGCAUUCGCAUGGCGCCGGCGAACAUGGGCACACACACGAGCAUCUAGAGAAUCCCGGGAAGUAUGCUGAGCGCGAUUUGCCCGACUACAGCGCCCGCAACUUCGAGGAGCGCGGCUUCACAAUUGGCAUCGGCGGGCCCGUCGGCUCCGGAAAGACCGCACUGACCCUCGCGCUGUGCCAGCGGCUGCGCAAGGAAUACAACAUAGGCAGAACCCCGCUCAACUCCGAUGCACAUAUAGCCACGGUCACGAAUGACAUCUUCACGCGCGAAGACCAGGAGUUCUUGAUCAAGAACAAGGCGCUGCCGGCCGCGCGCAUCCUCGCGAUCGAGACCGGCGGCUGCCCGCAUGCUGCGAUCCGCGAGGACAUCAGCGCGAACAUGGGCGCGCUGGAGACGCUGCAGGCCAAGUACGGCUGCCAGAUGCUGUUUGUCGAGAGCGGCGGCGACAACCUGGCAGCGAACUACUCGCGCGAGCUGGCGGACUACAUCAUCUAUGUGAUUGACGUCUCGGGAGGCGACAAGAUCCCGAGGAAGGGCGGCCCCGGGAUAUCGCAGUCAGACCUGCUGGUGAUCAACAAGAUCGAUCUGGCGCCGUUUGUGAACGCCUCUCUCGCCGUCAUGGACCGCGACUCGAAAUUGAUGCGAGGCGACGGACCCACCGUGUUCACGAGCGUCAAGGAAAAGACCGGCGUAGACGACGUCGUGGAUCUCAUUCUGGCCGCAUGGAGGGGCGCGGGCAGCCCAGGCUCGGCGGGCGCGGUCGGGGAUGACGUAUGA